CUCUCGUCCCACUUAUAAGUACACAGACGGAAACAAAGAGCUCACAGUUACUAUCAGUUAAUACUCAACGCUGCAGUGAAAACAAGUGAAUAUGGUCAACCAUGUCAAAAAUGUAUUGCAAAAAUUACAGGACAACAAGCUCUUUGCCAAACGAGAAAAGUGUGCAUUUGACCUGCCUCAAUUAGAUUAUUUGGGCUACAGAAUCUCCACAGAAAGCAUACAGAUGGAUCCAGCAAAGAAACUCCUCCUCAGCCUGACGGUGUUCUGUACUAUCUUCAGCUUGUGUUAUGGAUCUUGCGGUCGACAAUUACUUCACCCCAAAAUUGUUAAUGGGAAAAAAGUGAUGGAGUGCACUGACUUUUCUGAUAGAAGUGUUCAUCCCGUGGGGUCAACGUGGAAUUCAGAGAAUUGCAUGCAAUGCUCCUGUGGGUGGAAAGAGAUGGUCUGCUGCUCCAGGUAUGGUGGCAUCAGCGUCAUGCAAGGAUGUAUCACUAAGGAAGACCCAGAAACAUGCACCUACAAGUACUACAGGAUUGAUGAUCCUUCCGUCCCAUGUUAAAUAUAUGAUCAAUGUUAGGGACUGACAUCAGUAAACCUGAUUGGCUCAAAAUGUCCUGGCAUUUUAAAAUGUUUGCCUAAAAAUAAAACAGAAUAAAGGGGAAAUUACCAAUAAAACAAUAGUGAAAGGAACAAAAGAAAACAAUAAUAAAUUAAAAUAAAAUCAAGAGAGGAUUUGACAUCUCAAUUGUCAGAUUCAGCCGGCGCAGCACGGUGAAUGCCGCUGCGCAGCUGCUCAGUUUUGCCUAGUCAAUUUCACUGCCUGGGCGCUAGCAGUGGAAAGGGGAAAUUAAAACCGCGAGCUGAUUGCUGACAGGUGGCAGUGCUUAACUCAAACCGCAAGCGGAUACUUUAUAUCAGCGCCAGCUUCCCUCGAGCGCUGCAGACAAAGGGAAGCUCAGCGACUCAGAAGUGCAGCGAUCAGUGCACGAUUGAGAACUCCCGGCUUUACGCACAACAGGAAAACCCAACAAAGACAA
Messenger RNA from Python bivittatus (Burmese python), 1037 nucleotides. Its product is annotated as small serum protein 5-like. The record is from RefSeq and is a predicted model, not a curated record. Lineage: Eukaryota; Metazoa; Chordata; Lepidosauria; Squamata; Pythonidae.